Molecule: messenger RNA, 1283 nt
Organism: Solenopsis invicta (red fire ant)
Lineage: Eukaryota; Metazoa; Arthropoda; Insecta; Hymenoptera; Formicidae
Exons: 4
Coding region: 612-1283 (223 amino acids)
Source: RefSeq, a predicted model, not a curated record
CAUUCGCAUUAGUUUAAUGACGACGUGCAGCGGCCGUAAAGAUAUAAAAUAUACAAAGCGUAACGACAUUUUGCAUUAAGAUAAUAUCUAAAACUCACGAGUCACGGAUGAAUUAUGUGAACGCAAUGUAAAAUUCGAUACGCGAUAUUUUUUGUGCGUUAGUAUUGCUACGUAAGGCAAACGUAUAAAAUAGAUUGUACAUUUUUAUUUUGAUUUAAUUAUAUUAAUGUUAUUUAUUUUAUUCUUGUUUAAAAUAUAUUUUGCAUAAAUAUAUUUUUUCGUGUAUUUGUGUACAUUCAACGAAAUAGGAAAAUAAAUACAGAAGAACAAAAAAUAAAAACGCGAUUUAAAUCAAGAUCUUAUCUGAGAUUUGAUGACACACUUCUCUUUUCUUAUUCAAUACAAAAAUUAAUCAGAUCAUAAUAAAUAUUCUUUUUCCUUCAAUACUGAUGACAGAUGACAUAUGUUAUGUGUCAACGGAUAAUAAAAAUUUCUAAUUCCGCCACCCAAUAAAUAACAAUCCAGCAAAUCCUUUGUAAGGCAUUAACAGUGCAUCCAUAUAAGACUAUUACAUCUGGUUACAUCGUGGACUUUUUUCAACGUCUGAGACAAUGAAUGGUGUGAUUUGGAAUAAAAUGCUGAAGACAUUCGUGCCAAUUUCCAGCGUGCCGAGUUAUGCUAUGAUGCAACAAGAACGCCUCAGACAGAGUCGAGCAAUCGAGACCCACAAUUUUCAACUACAAAAUUUGACUUUAACAUCUAUCCAGGAGCCUCAUUUUUUUCAGUUUUAUGAUAAUAAUACAAAAGUUACAGGACUCUGCGGAGAAAUGUGGAAUCUACUUUCCGAAUCUCUGAAUUUUACAUUGCAGCCAGUGAGAGCAAACGUAGACGGUUUGGGCAAAUCCGUUUUAACAGAAAACAAUGAAUUCUUGACUUACGAAGGAUUAUUAGGUAUUAUUUUUCGCAACGAAACCAUCGCCAUACCAAAGCUAGAAAUGUAUCCAGCGCGACUUGCGGCUGCCGAUUUUACAAUACCUUUUUGGAUGGAUAGAUAUCAGUUAUACAUUCGUCCAGAAAUAGUAAAUGAAAAUAUAUGGAUGGUAAAAGUAUUCUCUUUGAAUGUAUGGUGCAUUAUAUUGAUUAUGUAUAUACUACUGAGUUUAUGCACUUUUUUGAUACAAAAUAUUUUUAGACAAAAUAAAGAUAAAUAUAAAAAUGUGUCUUUUGGCGAGCAUUUAUUUUAUAACUUUGGAAAUAUUUGUAAUCAAGGUAGGUAUAAAUGA